Molecule: messenger RNA, 2428 nt
Organism: Paramisgurnus dabryanus
Lineage: Eukaryota; Metazoa; Chordata; Actinopteri; Cypriniformes; Cobitidae
Gene: syngr2b
Product: synaptogyrin 2b
Cellular component (GO): synaptic vesicle membrane; neuromuscular junction
Source: RefSeq, a predicted model, not a curated record
AGUCUCAGUGUUGUGUGUGGGUGUCGUGUUUUCAGCUGUCGUGUGUUUGUGUGUUUUUGUGUAACACGCACAUGCACACACAGAUGGAGUCGAACACUGUUUACGGAGCUUCUCUGGCCGGAUCGGGAUUUGAUCUCGUUAAAUUCAUCAAACAACCUCAAACUAUCACGCGAUUCUUCAGCUGGGUGUUCGCCAUCGUGGUAUUUGCCUCAAUAACAGCUGAAGGUUACGUGAACCCCGUCAAUGAAGACACCACCAAGUGUGUCUUCAACCAGAGCGAUGGUGUCUGUCAUUAUGGUGUGGGCAUCGGGGUCAUCGCCUUCAUGGCGAGUGCAGCUUUCUUAUUGGCCGACGCUUUCCUGCCUUCGAUGAGCAACGCCCAGGAGAGAAAAUACGUUGUGAUGGCUGAUCUGGGAUUUUCAGGUUCCUGGACGUUCCUGUGGUUCGUGUGUUUCUGUCUGACUGCAGAUCAGUGGUCAAAGACUGUCGAUACACAGGGCAUCCCGACGGACGCGGUUCACGCUGUCAUCGCCUUCUCAUUCUUCUCCAUCGGCUCAUGGGGUGCAUUGACUUAUUUCGCUCUGGCGAGAUAUCGUCAGGGUGUCAAUGACGUGACCCAGAACUAUCCCGACCCGUCUCCCGAUCAAUCCACGCCUUACCCGACCACAUACGCUCCCCCCACCUAUCCGUCCUUCCAAAACAACAGCAGUCAAGACGUCUUCCAGCAACCGCCCUUCGUACCAAACAACAAUCCGGACGGGCAGAGCAGCUAUCAACCACCCACCUACUGACAGGAAAUGGAAAACAGGAAAUCCAUGUCACGUAACACAUGAUGUAGGCGGAGCCUCAACAGACAGCCAAUAGGAGUGUUGACUGCUAAAGAUACUUGUACAGUUUUGCUAAAUGUGAAAUCAGAUUUGCACUUAAGAGAUUGAAAAUGAAGAAUUCAGUGCCUAACUACUGACGGGUCUACGGAUCAGACGGUGCAAUGUUUGUGUGUUGUGUUUCCUGGCUGAAAUGACAGCGACGUUUUUUGUUUUCAGUAGGAAUGUGGUGUGUUGGACAGAAACAGACGAACACUUUGUGUUCAUGACAAUGACCCAGUUAAUGAACGACCACAGAAGAACACUGUAUGAGUAUCACAAAUGUGCUACAGCUAUCAGAUUUGGCUUAUCAGCUUUUGAAAAUGGAGGGAAAUAAAAGCAGUUUUGGUUGUGAAUGAGGUCGGUGUGUUUAUGUGAACAAUAAGAAAGUUUCAGAUCCACUUCAGUUGUAUUUUAAAGAAGGUUUCGUUUGUCUGGAAAACAUUAGUGAUAGGAACACAGAUGAGUUACAGUGGAAAUACUGAGCCACAUCAAGUUAUUGUGAUGCUGAUCUCUGUGGGACGGCUUUCUAAAAAUUCACGACUCUGUUUCUGCACAACCCUCAUUUAACACUGCAUUGGAAAAACUUGCAGUACUUAAAGGUGCAGUGUGUACAUUUAAGGAGGAUCUAUUGAGAGAAAUGCAAUAUAAUAUGCACAGCUAUAUUUUUUGUGAUGUAUAAAGACCUUACACAAUGAACGUUAUGUUUUUAUUGCCUUAGAAUGAGCCGUUUCGAUCUACAUAUACCAUGGGUCCCCUUACAUGUAAGUCGCCAUUUUGCACCACCAUCUUUCUACAGUAGCCUUAAAAGGACAAACUGCUCUACUGAACGUUUUACUGGUGUCUCAGACGAUGACAUGUUUGUCCUAUAGGGGCUAUCGUAGCUUACGAUAAAGUGAUUUUUGAAAGGGAGGAUGAGCUGUGGACUGAGCUGUUGGUUUGCAAUUUUCUAUUUCACCACUAGAUGCCGCUAAAAUCUAAACACUGCACCUUUAACAAACAAAAUAUUUACAUCUAGAGAUGCACUGAUAUGAAAAAUUUCCACCAAAACCGAUAGCCAAUGCCUAUGGUUUGGUGGUUAUAUUAACUUGCAUUGACUAAAUUCAGAAAAUGAUAUUUUCUGACUUAUUCAUUCAUAUAAUGACCAUUGAUAUUGAACAUUAAACUAGUGAUGCUUCUUUACAUUUUCUAUACACAGAGAUCAAAUUCAUUGCAUUUUCCUGUUUUGUUUUGAUUGACAGGAUAUAUUUUGACAUGAUACAUUUUUGGCUGAUAUAUUGAUGCAUCUCCAUUUACUUUUACUUUUUUUUCAUUCAUGUGUGACCUUGUCUGUGAAAUUAAUGAGAUUUUGAGCAUCCAAGUUUGAUUGACAUGAUCUUACUCAGUAAAUAUAAAAGACAUCAAGAUUAUACACUAGUCAACAUUUGAAGUGGAUUAAAACCAAAAAGUUGUCUUUGAUGAACGGUUUUGAGCCACUUUAAAUGUUGACAAGUAUAUUUUCACAAAAUCGUAAUGUUUUUUAUGUAAGGUAGGACGAUUUGAUGUUGAAAUAAUAAAAAAAAGAC